CUCUUUUUAGUUAUCGUUUCUAAAAACUUUGCAUCUGGUAGAGGAUUGGUCACAUUCCCAACACCCAUCCUUAAAAUUUAAUCAUUUUUAAUAAUUAAUUUAACAACAAACAAAUCAAUAUCGCAACUAACGCCGAGUGGGGACCAUGGGAAACAAACAAAUAAAACAACAUUUGGAAACGGCACAAAAGACGGGAAUAUUGAAGAUUAGUUUGCAACGUUUACAGGAACUACCACCGCAGCUGAAAAAUUAUCCAAAUGUUUUGAAAACAUUGGAUUUGUCACAAAAUCGUUUUGAGAAAAUUCCCGAUGAAAUUUGGCGAUUUACGUUGAUUAAACAUUUCAAUAUGAGUGGGAAUCGUAUUGUCGAUGUACCUGAUGCACUGGGCGAGCUGAUCAAAUUGGAGGUGUUGCUGCUAAAUGACAAUAUGAUUGUGAGGAUCCCGCGUACUUUGUCAAAUUGUCAAAACCUAAAGACUGUAAAUUUAAGUCACAAUCAAUUGACUGAAUUUCCUGUGAUGUUCUGUGGGCUCAAACAUUUGGAUGUUUUGGAUUUGUCACGCAAUAAGAUCACCGCAGUUCCAAGUGAGGUGGGCACAUUACGUGUUACGGAGUUGAACCUGAAUCAAAAUCAAAUUUCUGUGCUGGCUGAAGAGAUUGCCGAUUGUCCAAAGCUAAAAACGUUGCGUCUGGAAGAGAAUUGUCUACAGGCUAAUGCCUUUACACCACGUAUACUUAAGGAAUCAAAAGUAUGCAAUCUAUUUGUCGACGGCAACCUAUUUAAUCCCAAAGAAUUCAAUCAACUCGAUGGCUAUGAUGAGUAUAUGGAACGUUACACUCAAGUCAAGAAGAAAAUGUAUUAGGAUGUGGUAUUUUUGUUUUGUUUUGAGGGACAACUUAAAGUACGGUGGCACCUAUUAAAUGUUUUAUGAAUAUAUAUAUACACCCAGGACAAGGUUCAAAGUAAUAAUAUUGUUAUGAAUGUUAUUGAAAAUAGCAAUAACAAAUAACCUUGUAAUGGGAUUAGAGGCGAAAAACUCAUACUGGUGUACAUACGAUAGUUGUCCUUAUUUUUUUUUUUUUAGUUUGUUUUCUUAGUAUCGAAGUAAAUAAUCUAUAAAUAAUCACUUGAUAUAGAAUAAAUGCAAUUUAAGACAAAAUACGAAACAUAUGACUCAAGCACAACCGCCAUUGUUGGCCAGUCAACGAUACUGCUUUUUUGUUAGCUCUUCACUAUGGGUAAUAAAACUUAAAUAAAUAUUUGGAUCAUCAUUCAUUAUUAAAUUUUUUCUUAGCACAUGUGAUCGUCGUAUGUAUGUCGCCUGAUUAUCUUUGAUAUCUAUUUUAUUUGUAUGCAUGUAUUUAGCUCUAUAUAUUUUAUUAAAAUUUUAUAAAAUAUAUUAUUGUAUUUAUUACAAUCUACUGGAAAUAAAAUGAAUUAAUAGUCAAUGUGAAACAAAA
This is a messenger RNA of Musca domestica (house fly), 1460 nucleotides long. RefSeq names its product leucine-rich repeat-containing protein 57. NCBI's taxonomy places the organism in Eukaryota, Metazoa, Arthropoda, Insecta, Diptera, Muscidae. Bases 146 to 862 code for a protein of 238 amino acids. The record is from RefSeq and is a predicted model, not a curated record. Gene Ontology annotation, molecular function: protein binding. The transcript has 2 exons.